Amphimedon queenslandica is the source of this 2947-nucleotide messenger RNA. RefSeq names its product fibroblast growth factor receptor 4-like. The transcript is spliced from 16 exons. The record is from RefSeq and is a predicted model, not a curated record. NCBI's taxonomy places the organism in Eukaryota, Metazoa, Porifera, Demospongiae, Haplosclerida, Niphatidae. Bases 262 to 2760 code for a protein of 832 amino acids. Gene Ontology annotation, biological process: protein phosphorylation; positive regulation of kinase activity; nervous system development. Gene Ontology annotation, molecular function: ATP binding; transmembrane receptor protein tyrosine kinase activity. Gene Ontology annotation, cellular component: signaling receptor complex; plasma membrane.
GGAGAUCAGUCAAUUAAGAAUGCUGAUGAUACGUUUAGAUCCAUAAGUUUAUCAAGUAGCUUUAUCUUUUAUGGCAGCAAUUUUAGCACUGUAUUUGUAAACAACAAUGGUCUCCUUUCAUUUCGUUAUCCAGUUUAUGCACUAUACACAUCCCGAGAAUUUCCUUUACCUCAAACGCUCAUUGCUCCUUUCUGGGCUGAUGUAGACACACGCAAUGGAGCUGGGACAGUCUAUUUCAGAGAAACUACUGAUUGUGCCAUCAUGAGCAAAGUGGCUCAGGAUGUGCAACUUGCAUUUCCAGAGCAGCUUUCAUUUACAGCUACAUCUGUUGUAAUAGUGACAUGGUACAGAGUUGGAUACUUUAAUCUGAAUUCUGACGAACUUAAUACAUUUCAGUGUGUCCUGGCUACUGAUGGGAGCCGUUCCUAUGUCUUGUUCCUUUAUCUUGAUGAUGGUAUAAAUUGGAUCACUGGUGAUGCAAGUGGAGGUGUGGAUGGCUUUAAUGGAACAGAGGCUUAUGUGGGAUUUAAUUCUGGAGGGCCAAAUUCCACAUACUUUGCUGUAGAAGGCUCUGGAACACCAGAAGUAGUCGAUAUUGAAACUACAAGCAAUGUAGAUGUUGAAGGACUUUGGAUCUUUCAAGUCAGUGGAGAUAAUAUUAUUACAGCUGGAUGUGGUAUUCCAGACCAAUUAAAUGUGAAUGAAACCAUUUUGAGCUACAACAGUACAUUUAUCAACAGUACAGCUACAUAUAGCUGUGAAGAUGGCUACAGUUUAGUGGGAGAUGCUGUUAGGACAUGCUUGAGUAGUGGGAAAUGGAGUGGAAAUCCACCUGACUGUCGUCAAAUUGUCAAUUGCAGUGAGCUAAUGGUUGAGCCAAACGAAGGACUCUCUGUUUCUUAUUCAUCAAAUACACCUUACAACAUUACAGUUACAUAUAGCUGUGAAGACGGCUACAGUUUAGUUGGGGUUACUGUUAGGACAUGCUUGAGUAGUGGUAAUUGGAGUGGAAAUCCACCUUAUUGUCAAAUUGUCAAUUGCAGUGAGCUAAUGGUUGAGUCAAAUGAAGGACUCUCUGUUUCUUAUUCAUCAAACACUAAACAUUACAACAGUACAGCUACAUAUAGCUGUGAAGAUGGCUACAGUUUAGUUGGAGAUGCUGGUAGGACAUGCUUGAGUAGUGGAAAUUGGAGUGGGGACACACCAUAUUGUCAAAUCGCCUGCAGUGAGCUAAUGGUUGAUUCAAAUGAAGGGCUCUCUGUUUCUUAUUCAUCAAAUACUAAACCUUACAACAGUACAGCUACAUAUAGCUGUGAAGAUGGCUACAGUUUAGUUGGAGAUGCUAUUAGGACAUGCUUGAGUAGUGGAAAUUGGAGUGGAAAUCCACCUUACUGUCAAAUUGUCAAUUGCAGUGAGCUAAUGGUUGCGGAUUCAAAUGAAGGACUCUCUGUUUCUUAUUCAUCAAAUACUUACAACAGUACAGCUCUAUACAGUUGUAAAAAUGGCUACAGUUUAGUUGGAGAUGCUGCAGUUAGGACAUGCUUGAGUAGUGGAAAUUGGAGUGGGGACACACCAUAUUGUCAAAUAAUUGUAACAUCUUCAGAUCAACUUGCAGUUAUUGUAAUACCAGUAGUGAUAGUCACUGUAAUAUUAGGAGUGCUGGUAGUGCUUAUAGUGAUUCUUUUUUCUUACAUAACAAAGAAGAGAAGAAAAAUGAAACUAGUCACAAAUGAGGCUAAUAGAAGUAUUGCCUUUAAUUGCAGCAAUUAUCAAUUUAAAGAGAUUUCGUCUGAAUAUAUUGAUCAGCUAUCAAAGCAUUCAAUAUCAGGGUCAAGCCUCAAGAUACUGGAGACUGUCGGUCGAGGUGAGUUUGGUAUAGUGUAUCGUGGGCUAAUAUCAGUCAAAAAUGACAUACCACAAGCUGUUGCUGCAAAGACUUUAAGAAGUUUUUACAGUAAGAGUGAUAUUGAUUCUCUACUGGAUGAGUGCAUUAUAAUGAUGUCGUUUGAUAACUUAAAUGUAUUACCACUGAUUGGUGUGUGUCUUGAUCUUGGACCAGCUCCAUACAUUAUCAUGCCUUUCAUGUCAAGAGGAAGUUUAUUGUCUUACCUCAAGAAAGAGAGACCUAAUCUUACAGUAGCUGAUACCAGUGAAGAGGAUAUUAUACAGAAUGUCAGGAAACAGUUACUCUCCAUUUGUUUACAAGUUGGCAAUGGAAUGUGCUACUUAGCUUCACAGAAAUUCAUUCAUCGUGAUUUAGCUGCUAGAAACUGCAUGAUUGAUGAUGAUGGUAUCAUUAAAGUAGCUGAUUUUGGUCUAUCAGAAGAUAUAUAUUCUCAAAACUAUUUCAGACAACUGGAAGGCAGUAAAGAUUCAUCAUCAUCACCUGUUAAAUUACCAUUGAAAUGGAUGGCAUUAGAGAGUAUUCAUGAUGGACUGUUCUCUGAGAAAUCUGAUGUGUGGUCUUAUGGUGUGUUAUGCUGGGAAGUGUUCAGUCUUGGUAGAGUACCUUAUCCUGGUCUAGAUCCAGUAGGAGUCGUGGAGUUACUGAAUACUGGAGGAAGACUGUACACUCCAAAUAAUGAAGCAUGUUCAAAAGAAAUAUACUCAUUGAUGACUUCAUGUUGGUCUGAGUCUCCUGAUGAUAGGCCAGUGUUCAGUGAUUUAGUAUCAUCAAUCAAUACACUCAUUGAGCCAUUGGCUGGCUAUCUGGACUUUACUGACAUUAAUUUUUGUUUGGAAAAUGAUAUCAAAGUGUAAAAAAUAUCAUGCUUAAAAUUAUUUUGUAGUUGUGAGCCACACCUCUGGAUUGCUUACCAUCUUGUUUUUUUUGAUACAGUGACUAAAAUUGUUUUUUUUUAUUUUUAUAUUUUUUGAUACUUACACAUGUUCUUUAUGUUGUGUUGCAAGUUUAGUUGGUUAAUAGAAUAUUUAAAGAAUUUUUAAA